Molecule: messenger RNA, 2977 nt
Organism: Physella acuta
Lineage: Eukaryota; Metazoa; Mollusca; Gastropoda; Physidae
Product: galactocerebrosidase
Biological process (GO): galactosylceramide catabolic process
Cellular component (GO): lysosome
Molecular function (GO): galactosylceramidase activity
Source: RefSeq, a predicted model, not a curated record
CCAAGAGUUGUUUUUUUUUACUGUCAGCGAGAGCCUAGCUAGAAUCCAAUCACUAGUGUUCUGUUGCUGAUUUUAAAUACUCAUUUUUACAGUGACAUCUAAAACUUCUAUAAAUUAAAUUAUUUAUAUAAUUAUACUAGAUCAGUAGAUUGUAAAAAUAAUUUAUAACAUGGCUAUGACCCUUGCCCUUGUAACAUGCCUAUUUACCAUUGUGCAUGCUACAAAUUAUGCGGUAGAUGACACAGUAGGAAUCGCUCGUCAGUAUGAUGGUAUUGGAGGACUUAGCGGUGGUUCAGCCACAUCCAAGCUACUGAUCGGAUAUCCACAGAAACAGAGAGAUGAAAUCUUGGAUUAUCUCUUUAAACCUAAUUUUGGAGCUUCUUUACAAAUAUUGAAGGUGGAAAUUGGUGGGGAUGCACAAGCUUCAGAUGCAACUGAGGCAUCACACAUGCAUGUUGAGUGGGAAGAGGAUUAUGAGAGAGGUUAUGAAUGGUGGUUAAUGAAAGAAGCCAAACUGCGCAAUCCUAAGAUUAAGCUGUAUGGCCUUCCAUGGGCUUUCCCAGGAUGGCUGGGUAAUGGCACUCAGAGUCCGUACAUAGACAACUACAAAUUAGCAGACUACAUUUUCAAGUGGAUUAGAGGAGCAGAGGUUUAUCAUGGCUUGUUCAUUGAUUUUAUUGGGAUUUGGAAUGAACGAUGGUGUGAUACAGGAUAUGUGAAGGUUUUACGUCAAACCCUAGACCAAAAUGGAUAUGAAAAUGUUCGUAUUGUUGCCUCUGAUCUUGACUUUGGCAUAGUGGAUUUUGUUAAAGCAGAUACUGCCCUGGCUUCUGUUGUUGACUAUAUUGGAGCACAUUACCCAGGUGUGUUGUCACCUGAUGAUGCCAAGGAACUUGGGAUACCUCUGUGGUCAUCUGAAGACUUCAGCACUUAUAAUGAUGAAACAGGUGGCGGAUGCUGGGCUAGGAUCCUUAACCAAAAUUAUGUUCAAGGACUUAUGACGAGCACCAUUGCUUGGAACUUGAUAGACAGUUUCUUCCAAGGCUUGCCAUGGGACAGAACAUCUCUCAUGACUGCAAGAGAACCAUGGAGUGGGAACUAUAUAGUCGAGAGCCCUAUAUGGAUGUCUGCUCACACAACUCAGCUGACUGAGAUAGGCUGGAGUUAUCUCCCCCAUGGUCAUGGUGUUGGGAUGCUGAAAUCUGGAGGGAGUUAUGUGACCCUUGUUAGCCCAGAUCUUAAAGACUUUACAAUUGUUGUAGAAACUAUGAGCCAUGAUCACUCAGUGUGUAUUAGACCCCCACUGCCACAUUACACUGUAGAGACCCAGGUUGUCACCUUUACAUUGGCUGGCAGUUUUGCAUCAGUCAAGUCUCUGAAUGUUUGGCAAAGUCAACUCAAGUUUGGAGCCAAUGAAACUUCAACAUAUUUUCAAAGCCUUGGGUCUGUCCCAGUUGUUGAUGGAGCUGUUAGCUUGACUGUUGGAGUGGAUGAAAUUUACUCCCUAACAACACUCAGCACUGGUUACCAUGGCAAACACCCAGAUCCCCCAGAAUCUGCUCCCUUCCCUUUGCCUUUUGUUGAGGAUUUUGAAAAGUAUCCACUGUCUGCGGAGCCGUAUAUCCUAGCACCCCAGCAGGGCUCCUUUGAUGUUGUAGAUGUUGGGGGGGACCACGGCAAGGUCAUGCGACAGAUGGUUCUACAACCCCCCAUAGCCUGGUGUCAAGACACUCUACGUCUGAACUCGUCUCUGAACUUGUUUGGCAGAUUCAAUUGGACAGAUGUCGAGGUAGACGUGGAUAUGAAUGCUGGAGAAAUCAAUGGCACCAAUGCUGUUUACCUGGGUGUUCGCAUAGACAACGCUGGCUGUGGGACAGAUACUGCUCUGGGAAUUUUUCUCUUCAUUACACCCAAGGAUAAUUCGUUUAAGCUAACUAAUGAUAUCAAAGGCCAGAAAAUUUUACUAGAGGGCAAGAACCAAUCAGCUAUUCAGAGUGGAUGGAAUAAAGUUAGCCUUACUGUACAAGGUCAGACAGCUGUAGCCUCAGUCAAUGGAGUCAAGCUGUUUAACACACAAAUCCCUUCAACUCCGGCCAAUGGGUUUGUGGGGGUAGGAACAGACAUCUACGGCUACGCAGACUUUGAUAACAUAUACGUGCACAAUACGACCACAAGGUCUCACAAACACCAUAUACAGUCGCAACCUUUGUACUUUGUCAAAGAGGAGAUUCACUAAUGAUCUUUGUUUUGUAUGUUUUUUAAAAGUACCUGUUCGAUAUUUAAGUAAUAAAAUCAUCACUGGUUAUUUUAUUCCAAGGAAGGUAACACAGGAAACCAAGAAAGUUUAGAAUUUUUAGUAUUUAUGUCCCCUUUUUAAGAAAAAAGUGCCCUUUAAAAAAAAAAAAUUAAAAUUCAUUUUAAAAACAAUAGUUAAGGCAUAAAGUAAAGGAAAAAUAACUUCAGUAUUGUGCCAUAUAUAUACUUUUUUUUAACUUACUUCAGUUUAUACGACAUGCUAUAUAUUUCACAUGUUUAUUAUAUGUCACUUGUCCAGAUUAAAGUGUUAUUUUCUGAGGUUUAUGAUGUGAUGUUUUAAGAGAAAGUAAUCAAUACAUUAACGGAAGGCUAAUGUUUAGUUUUUUAAUGUGCCCUAAUAUGGAGACUUUUAUAUGGGUUUUGUUUCGUUGACAGAUUUACAUUUUUUAACUGCUCAGAAGAGCAUAAUGUGUGAGCUUUUUCACAUUCCAUUUUUCUGUUCUUAUAAUUUUUGUCAUAUAAAAGGUUUCUUUUUGUAGAGGUAUUUGUUCAUUUUGAUGUGUGUCUAUAGCUGGGUAUGUACAGCUGGGGAAAUUUAUUUUUUUAAAUAUUAUUUUACACUGCAAAUAAAAAGCUGUGAAAAAGGCAUAUUUUUUUUCAAUUACAACAUGUCAAUUUGUACUGACAAUUUUUAGCUUUUCAAAAGAGCUAAGCUUAUGUA